Exophiala xenobiotica is the source of this 228-nucleotide messenger RNA. RefSeq lists its product as uncharacterized. NCBI's taxonomy places the organism in Eukaryota, Fungi, Ascomycota, Eurotiomycetes, Chaetothyriales, Herpotrichiellaceae. Bases 1 to 228 code for a protein of 75 amino acids. The record is from RefSeq and is a predicted model, not a curated record. The transcript has a single exon.
AUGGACAAAAUCCAGUCUGCGAUCACGGGCGACGCAUACGACAAGCCAGCCAUGACAAAGGACGGCGCCAUGACCGUGCAAGAUGCACCAGACGCACACACCGUCAAGGGAACAUCGGCCGAAGGUACCGCGGCCGAGAACAAGUUGUCCGGCAACCCUGACGAGGUCCAAAACACCACGGGCAACAAAGCGGCAAACAAAGCGAAGGAGGCUGAGCAGAAGCACUAA